This is a messenger RNA of Gasterosteus aculeatus aculeatus (three-spined stickleback), 4172 nucleotides long. RefSeq names its product protein kinase C, alpha, b (gene prkcab). The record is from RefSeq and is a predicted model, not a curated record. NCBI's taxonomy places the organism in Eukaryota, Metazoa, Chordata, Actinopteri, Perciformes, Gasterosteidae. Gene Ontology annotation, molecular function: ATP binding; diacylglycerol-dependent serine/threonine kinase activity; zinc ion binding. Gene Ontology annotation, biological process: protein phosphorylation.
AACCCACAACUUCUAAACCAACGCGGGCGGUCAAUCGUGCGCUGAAACCGAAGCGGAAUGUUCCCGCAGCGCGCGAAGGCGGACUUCCCCUACGUCACUUUGGAUGAAGAAGAAGCGCUCAGCUGAAGUCCACGCAGAGCAGAGGGGAGGCUCCUCCGGCAGAGACAGCAUCUCCCGUCAGAGCGGUGAAAAAUUAACACACCCGGGACAACAGCAAGUUGUUGGUGCAGUUUCAGUCCCCGUCAUGGCUGACCACCUCCUGCACUACAGCGACUCAGCCGGGGUCGGGAACAGAUUCGCCCGCAAAGGCGCUUUGCGGCAGAAAAAUGUGCACGAAGUGAAGAACCACAAAUUUACUGCGAGGUUUUUCAAGCAGCCGACGUUCUGCAGCCAUUGCAAGGACUUCAUAUGGGGAUUUGGGAAACAAGGAUUCCAAUGUCAAGUGUGCUGUUUUGUGGUCCACAAGCGGUGCCAUGAGUUUGUCACCUUCUCCUGUCCUGGAGCCGACAAGGGUCCUGACACAGACGAUCCCAGAAGCAAGCACAAGUUCAAGAUCCACACAUACGGCAGCCCCACCUUCUGUGACCACUGUGGUUCGCUGCUGUACGGGCUCAUCCACCAAGGGAUGAAAUGUGACACCUGCGACAUGAACGUGCACAACCAGUGUGUGGUCAACGUGCCCAGCCUGUGCGGGACGGACCACACGGAGCGCCGGGGUCGCCUCUUCCUCAAGAUCGAGGUCAGCUUGGACCGGCUACACGUCACAGUGGGUGAAGCCAGGAACCUAAUUCCUAUGGAUCCAAAUGGUCUAUCAGAUCCUUAUGUUAAACUCAAGCUCAUCCCCGACCCAAAGAACGAGACCAAACAGAAGACCAGAACCAUCCGUUCGUCCCUCAACCCCUGCUGGAACGAGUCCUUCAGCUUUAAGCUAAAAGCAUCAGAUAAGGACCGCCGUCUGUCCAUUGAGGUGUGGGACUGGGACCGGACCACCCGAAACGACUUCAUGGGCUCCAUGUCCUUCGGAGUGUCCGAGCUCAUCAAAGCUCCCAACUGUGGAUGGUACAAGCUGCUGAACCAGGAGGAAGGGGAGUACUACAAUGUCCCCAUCCCUGAGAUGGACGACGUCAACCUGGAGCUCAGACAGAAGUUUGAGGCCUGUCAGUUAAAUAUCCACUAUCUCAAGAAAGCCAAGCUGGGCCACGGUAAGAAAGUGAUCACGCCAUCGGACCACCGGCGGUUCAGCCUGCCAUCAGGUAACAUGGACCGCAUCCGACUGAACGACUUCAACUUCCUGUCCCUGCUGGGGAAGGGAAGCUUCGGCAAGGUGAUGCUCGCGGAGAUGAAGUCGACGGAGGAGCUGUACGCCAUCAAGAUCCUGAAGAAGGACGUGGUGAUCCAGGAUGACGACGUUGAGUGUACGAUGGUGGAGAAGAGGGUCUUGGCCCAGAGGGACAAACCGCCCUUCCUCACGCAGCUGCACUCCUGCUUCCAGACUGUGGAUCGGCUGUACUUUGUUAUGGAGUACAUCAACGGCGGAGAUCUUAUGUAUCACAUCCAACGUAUGGGCAAAUUCAAAGAGCCACAGGCAGUGUUUUACGCUGCAGAGAUUGCAGUUGGUUUGUUUUUCUUACACCGAAAGGGAAUCAUCUACAGGGAUCUGAAGCUCGACAACGUGAUGCUGGACUCCGAGGGCCACAUCAAAAUCGCCGACUUUGGCAUGUGUAAGGAGAACAUGUACGAAGGCAUGUCCACGCGCACCUUCUGCGGGACCCCGGACUACAUCGCUCCAGAGAUCAUAGCGUACCAGCCUUAUGCAAAAUCAGUGGACUGGUGGGCUUAUGGAGUUCUUCUGUAUGAGAUGCUGGCAGGACAGCCCCCGUUUGAUGGAGAAGAUGAAGAUGAGCUCUUCCAGUCCAUCAUGGAGCACAACGUGUCCUACCCCAAGUCCAUGUCUAAAGAAGCUGUUUCCAUCUGCAAGGGACUGAUGACCAAGCACCCGUCAAAGCGCCUGGGCUGCGGCUCGGAGGGGGAGAGGGACAUCCGGGAGCAGGCCUUCUUCAGACGCAUCGACUGGGAGCGCCUGGCCAACAGAGAGAUCCAGCCGCCAUUCAAACCCAAAGUGGGCGGCAAAGGAGCAGAGAACUUUGACAAGUUCUUCACGCGUACGCAGCCCGUGCUGACGCCUCCCGACCAGCUUGUCAUCGCCAACAUCGACCAGAGCGAGUUUGCGGGCUUCUCCUACAUCAACGCUCAGUUCAUCCAUCCAUCCCUGCACAGUGUCGUAUGAGAGCAUCCUUCCGGACUCACAACGCACGACCCCGCUGUCAAAAGACUCCGAUCAUCCUCACCAGUCGGUCUACUGCUUAUCGAUAUCCGUGCACCGGGGGGGGUAGGGCAGCGGUGUGGAAAGGAAAAGGACAAGGCACUGAUAUUUUUGCAUUAUUUCCCCCCCCUUAGCGUCCCUUAUUCUUUAUUAUGUACACAAUCUGUGUUUAUCCAAACCUGCAGCCUUUUUUCUUGUGUAUGAAUGUGUCUGUCAGUUGAAUAUGUUGAGUUAUAAGAUCACAUCACCGCGCGGCGAGCUGCAAUGCACGGCGAGAACGGACAUAUUUUUCUGCUCUUUAUCUACUUCUGAACCGCUACACGUGUAUUUUAUAUUUAUAUACUUAAAAAAAAGAGGUAGUGUACUGUUACAUGAGUGCCAAAGUAGAAGAUGAGAAAAAAAAACACAUUCAAAUGCAGUUUUGUCCUCCCUCUGGCCUUCCCAGCACACUAAAACCCCCGUUUCUAUGUGUUGCUUUAUAGGGUGCGGAGCUACCGUUUAUCAAACUCAACACAAAAGCACAUCCUGCCUUUUUACCGCGGUGGAGUUCAGUUUAUGGGGUCAGAAAACUGUGGAUCAAAUAGACAGUGUUUUUACGUACAAACAUGCUAUUCCCAUAUGCACAAAGCAGAUCUCUGUUGCAUGCUUUUUUUCUGACUCUGUAUGAGCCGUAGACUCUAGGAUGCAGUACACGUCUGGUUUCAUUGUAAAGUUUAGUAUCACAAUAUAAACUAUGUUAAUAUAUAAUUGUUGUAUGUUUUGGAUAGUGUUAUUCUAAAGAAAAAGUUUGGAAUUGUUUAAGGAAACAAAGUUUUGUUCUUGUCUUAUGUUGCAGAAACCCCUCAAUUAUAUGUCAACCUUUUGUUUUGUUUUUGUAAAUAUGUUUCAAAGAGAUGUUGCAAAAAGAUCAUUUACUUGCAGAUUUUAUACAACAAACUGAAUGUGCUUUUACUACCGUAGAUUGAAACCUUUCUAUGUUUAGUUUACCCCUAACAAGAGUAUACAUAUACGUUAUAUACAUAUAAAGUUUGGCUGAAUCUUUGGUAGCUUUGGUAUCAGCAAACCUUGUUAUAUGUACUUCCACUAUUUAUCCAUUAUUUUCUACUACUCAGUGUCAUGGCGAAUAUGCAGCACCUACAGUGCGUGAAACGCUUGGAUGCCCUCUUGCCUUGAUCGUCUCGCGGCCGACUCCUUCUUCACAAAUUCGAAAGCCAGUAACGGUGCAGUGGGAGGAUUUCUUUUUUCUUUCCUUCCUGCGUAUUUUGUGUGCAUGCGUGAGACGAGGCCUGAUCAAAGCAUGCAAAAAGCCCCCUGCAUGACACGGAGAUCACAAACCAAGACAAACCAACGGGCACGGUGCGCUUUUCUACUCAUCGUCUCAUUGCGUAGCCCGGCGUGUUUGGCUGACGAGGCUGAAUCAUAAACCAGAGAAAAUAUCUUUAAAAAUGCUUCUGUUGGCUUGUUUGUUCCCUGUUGCCAAUGUGUGGUAUUUUGUUUUUCUUAUUACUGCUGUUACUACUGAGGCACACGACGCCACAACGAGGAUGUUUCAUAAAACCGCCAAACUGACUCUCAGCCCCUUAAUUAGUUACUUGACACGUCCAGCUGUCAUAUGUGGACCAAAUGAGAUUUUCACGGACAAGAGAUACCUGAAUGUUUACAUGUCUCACAUUGAGAAUCUUUAAGAGAGAAGAACACGUCAGGCUGAAGCCCCACUACAGUUAGAGCCACAGGGAUGUUUAUACGUGUCUCCUUUCACUGCCCCUGCUUUUGUUAACCUGAUUCUCCUUGUUCCUCUGUUCAGUGUGGUAUGAUGAUACUGUGUAUAAAUAAAGUAUGAAAAAUAUCA